AUGUCUUCACCACAAAACCCAGCGACUAUGGAAAAUCUCUCCGACGAUGUUUUCUCAUACAUAUUCAUCCGAUUACCGGCGAAACGCCUUGCUCAGGCGAGAUGCGUCUCUAAAUCUUGGAAUGCUCUAUUGUCUCGGUCCUCCGUCGUAACAUCCCACCUUCAUCGAUCUAUCCGUCACAACGAUGAAAUUUUAUUCGCUUUUUCAGACUUACUUCCUUUUGACCCUAAACCAUUCACAGCACACCCCUCUCAAUCUCCCCACCAAGAAGUGGAACUCACUAAUUUGAUCAAACUCCCGAUCGAUUUCCAUUUAAGACAUGCUUCUGGCACUCUCAUUGGAUCUGCUAACGGUUUAAUCUGCUUUCGAUACGAAGAUUCUCAUGCUCUUUGCAUCUGGAACCCUUCUCUCUCCGCAGUGUUAUCUCUUCCGCCAUAUUAUAUGCCCUCCAGUGCUUAUAAAACUUUCACUGCUCUGUUCCGGUUUGGGUUUGAUCCCAAAACUGACGAUUAUAAAGUUGUUAAGCUUGUAAGAUUCAUAUAUGGUAACGAUAAAUACUUCUGUAGAGAGUGGCAGCAAGUUGAGGUGUAUAGCAUGAGAAAGGGUUCAUGGGAGCCGAUCACCCAAAGGUUUCCAUCCGAUGUCGAACAUAUUUACGGUGAAGAUAAUGUUUGUGUUGAUGGUCACGAUGGCCAUCUUCAUUGGCUUGGUUAUACUGAUGAGAUUAUAGAAUCGAUAGUAGCCUUUGAUUUGGGUGCAGAGACAUUUCGUGUGAUACCUCUUCCAGAUUCUAUACAAGAUGGCCACAGUGGACACAUCUCGAAUACUUUAGGAGUUUUGGGUGGAAAAGUUUGUGUGAUGUCAUGCGUUAUGGAUGAGGAAUGUGAGGUGUGGAUGAUGAAUGAGUAUGGGGUGGUUGAAUCAUGGGUGAAAAAUCAUGUGUUUUCGGGGUUUAGUGGCAAUAUAAUUCCAUUUGGAUUCACAUUACGCAACGAGUUUCUUUUUCAAGUUUCACAACAUGGUUUUGGUUUGUAUGAUCCUGUUGAAGCCAAGACUAAGAUCUUUAAAGUUCGUGGUAGACCAUAUACCACACGUAAAGUUGUUCAUUAUGUUGACAGUCUUGUUUGGCCAAGGGUGAGAUGA
Molecule: messenger RNA, 1143 nt
Organism: Lactuca virosa
Lineage: Eukaryota; Viridiplantae; Streptophyta; Magnoliopsida; Asterales; Asteraceae
Source: the annotation of a GenBank genome assembly